AGAGAGGCAAAAAAAAAAAAAAAAAAAAGGGCAGCCUUCCUUCGCCUUUCACUCCAGCCAUCAUGCACUGCAGGGGGAGGGCUCUUCUUCUUCCCUGGCUCCUCGCGCUCCUGGCGGGGUUCCUGGUGGCCGGCUCGGAGUUCCAGCAUCACCGCUAUGAGGAUAUGGUGAGAGCUUUGUUCGCCGUGCACAACCAGUGCCCCUACAUCACGCAUAUCUACAGCGUGGGCCGCAGCGUGGAGGGGCGCCACCUCUAUGUGCUGGAGUUCAGUGACAACCCGGGCAUCCACGAGGCGCUGGAACCUGAGUUCAAAUACGUGGGCAACAUGCAUGGCAACGAGGUGCUCGGCCGUGAGUUGCUCAUCAAAUUGUCCCAGUUUCUGUGCGAGGAAUUCCAGGCCGGAAACCAGCGGAUCAUGAGGCUCAUCUACGACACGCGCAUCCACAUCAUGCCCUCGAUGAACCCCGAUGGCUACGAGGUGGCCGCCAGACAGGGUCCGGAGUUCAACGGCUACCUGGAUGGUCGAGGCAACGUGCGGGAAAUCGACCUGAACCGCAACUUUCCGGACCUGAACGCGCUCAUGUAUUACUAUGAGAAGAACAAUGGCCGCAACCACCACCUGCCGCUGCCUGACAACUGGGAGCAACAGGUGGAACCAGAGACUCGUGCAGUCAUAAAAUGGAUGCAAAACCACAACUUCGUCCUCUCCGCCAAUCUCCACGGCGGAGCCGUGGUGGCCAACUACCCCUUUGACAAGUCGCGGGACCCCCGCAUCCGAGGGAGGACCACCAACGCCGCCACCCCGGACGACAAAAUCUUCAGAAACUUGGCGAGGACUUACUCGUACGCACACAGCUGGAUGCACAAGGGUUGGAACUGCGGUGACUACUUCGACGAGGGCAUCACCAACGGAGCCAGCUGGUACUCGCUGUCUAAGGGAAUGCAGGACUUCAACUAUUUAUACACCAACUGUUUUGAGAUCACGCUCGAGCUGAGCUGCGACAAGUUCCCUCCCGAGUCUUCGCUGCCCAGAGAAUGGCUGGGCAAUCGCGAAGCGCUGGUUUCCUUUGUGGAACAGGUGCACCAUGGACUAAAAGGCAUGGUCUAUGACGAAAACAACAACCCUAUCAAGAAUGCUGAGAUCUCAGUGUCAGGCAUCCAUCAUGAUGUGACCAGUGGAGUCCACGGCGACUAUUUCCGACUACUGUUGCCCGGGACGUACACGGUGACAGCUUCCGCCCCGGGUUACACUGUCUCCUCCAGCACCGUCACAGUGGGACCAGCUGAAGCCACACAGCUUAAUUUUUACUUGAAAAAGGCACCAAAACAAAACGUGAAGACGAAGCAGCACCAAGGCAGGAGGAACCUGUCAGCUCCCAAGUCCACCUUAAAACUGGGCCCAAGAUGAGGACGUGAUUUAAAGAACACACACACGUUCACAUGCAAACAAGCUGUAUGAAAACAUACACAUAGAAAUUACGGAAUACGUAAUUUUACAUUUGUAACCCUGUAAUUUUUUUUGUUACUAUGCGUUUUUGUCUGUAUUAAGUAAUUAUUCAAAGAAUGGUGUAUUUAUGUAACAGUAUUGAGAUGAAGAUGGUUGUCCUUUAUUUACGAUGUUUUUUCAUGACACAUUAUUUGUUGGAUAAAUAAAUAAAAUAAUGUGUGUUUUUCUCA
Molecule: messenger RNA, 1678 nt
Organism: Phyllopteryx taeniolatus (common seadragon)
Lineage: Eukaryota; Metazoa; Chordata; Actinopteri; Syngnathiformes; Syngnathidae
Gene: cpn1
Product: carboxypeptidase N, polypeptide 1
Exons: 9
Coding region: 63-1409 (448 amino acids)
Biological process (GO): proteolysis
Molecular function (GO): zinc ion binding; metallocarboxypeptidase activity
Source: RefSeq, a predicted model, not a curated record